AAUUUGAUGCUUUGUCCAGACUUGGAAUCCCAGAUGCUGUAAGCUACAUAAGGAAAAGAUAUAAGGCUACACAACUCUUGUUUUUGAAAGCAGCUUGUGUUGGUCAAGGACUUGUGGAUCAGGUGGAAGCAUCAGUAGAGGAAGCCGUCAGCUCUGGAACAUGGGUUGAUAUUGCACCUCUGCUACCCAGUUCAUUAUCAGUUGAAGAUGCUGCCAUGUUGCUUCAACAGGUGAUGAGAGCAUUCAGCAAACAGGCUUCAGCUAUAGUCUUUAGUGAUACUGUUGCAGUCAGUGAAAAAUUUAUAAAUGACUGUACAGAACUGUUUAGUGACCUGAUGCACCAGAAAGCUGAAAAGAUAUGUUUUUCCCCUUCUUCAUUCCCAUCAGAGCAUGAAAUGAAAAAUAAUCCUGUGCAGUUAAUCACUGAAGAAGAUCUGAAACAAGUCUCCUCCAUUCUAGAAAGCGUUAACACAAGUAAAAAGGAUAAAAAAGAUGAGCGAAGGAGGAAAGCAACAGAGGGCAGUGGAAGUGUGAGAGGAGGAGGUGGGGGCAACGCCAGAGAAUACAAAAUUAAGAAAAUCAAGAAGAAAGGAAGAAAAGAUGAUGAUAGUGAUGAUGAAUCUCAGUCAUCUCACACUGGAAAAAAGAAGCCAGAGAUCACUUUUAUGUUCCAGGAUGAGAUUGAAGAUUUUUUAAGAAAACACAUAAAAGAUGCCCCUGAGGAGUUUAUUUCUGAACUUGCUGAAUACUUAGUAAAGCCUCUUAAUAAAACUUAUCUUGAGGUGGUACGUUCAGUAUUCAUGUCUUCAACUUCUACUGCUUCUGGAACUGGCAGAAAACGCACCAUUAAGGACUUGCAAGAAGAGGUUUCAAACCUAUACAGUAAUAUUAGAUUAUUUGAAAAGGGGAUGAAGUUUUUUGCAGAUGAUACACAGGCUGCUCUUAACAAGCAUUUGCUGAAGACAGUGUGUACAGAUAUCACUAACCUCAUUUUCAACUUCUUAGCUUCGGAUUUAAUGAUGGCAGUAGAUGAUCCUGCAGCCAUUACAAGUGAAGUAAGAAAAAAGAUUUUAAGUAAAUUGUCAGAAGAUACCAAAGUAGCUCUCACAAAACUCCAUAACUCUCUGAAUGAAAAGAGUGUAGAAGACUUUCUUUCUUGUCUGGAUUGUGCAGCAGAAGCUUGUGAUAUUAUGGUGAAAAGGGGAGACAAAAAAAGGGAAAGGCAGAUACUGUUCCAGCAUCGCCAAGCAGUGGCUGAACAGCUAAAAGUCACGGAAGACCCUGCUCUUAUUCUGCACCUCACAUCAGUCCUAUUGUUUCAGUUCUCAACUCACACCAUGCUCCAUGCACCUGGAAGAUGUGUCCCACAGAUCAUUGCUUUUCUUAAUAGUAAAAUUCCAGAGGAUCAGCAUACACUUUUGGUAAAGUAUCAAGGUUUGGUUGUAAAACAGUUGGUUAGUCAAAGUAAGAAGACUGCGCAGGGAGAUGAUCCCUUGAAUAGUAAAUUAGACAAAGAACAAGAAGAUGUCUUGUCUAAUACUAUUCGUAAAGAGCUUCAAGAACUUUCUUCAUCCAUUAAAGACCUUGUUCUCAAAUCCAGGAAAUCAUCUGUGACAGAAGAGUAAUGAUCUUAAUUUACUUUUGUCAUAUAGUAAGCAUUUUGCCCCAAAGUUAAAGAUGAGUGUUUUCAAAAAAAUAGUCACUUCACAACACCCUACUCCCCACAAUAACUCCCUUCUAUGCAUACAGUUCAGUUAAAAUGAUAGUGUUGUAUUAAAUGAAAAUCUUACAAAGAUGUAAAUUUUUUUAAAUGGGUUCUCCAUGGAACUUUUCUUUUUCACAUUAUUUUCACAUAACAUCUGUGUAAAAUUUUUCACAUAAUAUCUAUGUGAAAUUUUUCACAUAAAGAUUAUUUUCACAUAA
Messenger RNA from Galeopterus variegatus (Sunda flying lemur), 1923 nucleotides. RefSeq names its product UFM1-specific ligase 1 (gene UFL1). Gene Ontology annotation, molecular function: UFM1 ligase activity. Gene Ontology annotation, cellular component: endoplasmic reticulum membrane. NCBI's taxonomy places the organism in Eukaryota, Metazoa, Chordata, Mammalia, Dermoptera, Cynocephalidae. The annotation marks the transcript as partial. The transcript has 12 exons. The record is from RefSeq and is a predicted model, not a curated record. Gene Ontology annotation, biological process: regulation of proteasomal ubiquitin-dependent protein catabolic process; response to endoplasmic reticulum stress; protein K69-linked ufmylation.